Nicrophorus vespilloides is the source of this 1416-nucleotide messenger RNA. Its product is annotated as facilitated trehalose transporter Tret1-like. The record is from RefSeq and is a predicted model, not a curated record. The transcript is spliced from 4 exons. The coding region runs from base 1 to 1416 and encodes 471 amino acids. Gene Ontology annotation, cellular component: membrane. Gene Ontology annotation, molecular function: transmembrane transporter activity. NCBI's taxonomy places the organism in Eukaryota, Metazoa, Arthropoda, Insecta, Coleoptera, Silphidae. Gene Ontology annotation, biological process: transmembrane transport.
AUGUUCGACAAUAUUAGGUACAUGCAGUAUUUGUCUGCAUUCACUGCCACGACUGGGGUGAUGUCUGGAACUAUCUACAUGAAUUGGCCAUCACCGAUUUUAGAUGACCUGAUCAGCGAAAAUUCGCCAAUUGGAGUGACCAUGACUGAUGAGGAAGCUUCUUGGAUGGUCUCUGUAUUGUUACUGGCGGCACUCCCAGCUCCACCAUUCGUUGCGUUACUUCUGUGGAAGAUUGGAAGGAAAAGGACAUUGCAAAUUUCCGGACUAUUUCUGUUCUUUCCCUGGUUUUUAAUAAUCUUUGCAAAUGAUAAGUGGUACUUGUUUUUAGCUAGAUUAAUUGCAGGUUUUGGUAUUCCGAUGAUCACAGCUUCGUGCUCAAUUUACAAUGGCGAAAUAGCAGAUACUGAUAUCAGAGGAAAACUUGGUACAUUCAUCAAUUUAAUGAAGAUUGUAGGCUCUCUCAUAGUUCUCUCAGUAGGACCAUUCGUGUCUUACACAGUAAUAAGUUCGAUUUGCGCCGCAAUUCCUAUAGUAUUUCUUUCAACUUUCUCCUUUAUGCCUGAAUCACCCUAUCACCUAAUGAAGAUCGGUAAACCGGAUGAUGCAAAGAAAGCUUUAUACCGAUUGGCGGCUAAGAACGUGGAGGAAUCUCAGAUCGAGAAGAGAAUGCUUGAAAUUGAAACUACUCUAAAAAAGGAUGAGGAAAGUGUUGGUUUCGUUGAGUUCCUAACAAAGAAGCAGCACAGAAAGAUCAUCUUGUUGAUGCUUGGUUUAAAAAUGGUGCAGCAGAUGAGCGGCGCUGCUGCUAUUGAUUCCUACAUGCAAGAUAUCAUCGCUUCAUCAGAAAGUAGUUUGGAGCCUAAAUACUCGAGCAUCAUCUUUGGUGCAGUGCAAAUACCUGCAAGUAUUCUUGCGUUUCUGAUAGUUGAUAAGCUGGGCAGGAAACCGAUGCUUGUAAUAUCAGCCUUUGGUUGCGCUGUCGCUUUAAUAUCAGAGGGAGUGUACUUCUACUUGCAAGAUUACUUACAUUCUGAGGAUAUUCAAUCUCUGGGAUGGUUACCGGUCACUGCAUUGGUCCUUUUCCUCUUGAUGAGCAACUUCGGUAUCUUGAAUUUACCAUUCGUUCUUCUAGGAGAGAUGUUUGCUGAUAACGUGAAAGGAGUUGCGGUAUCUUUAGCCUCGUGUUUAGGUGCCUUCUUUGGAUUCAUAGUCUCGAAGAUUUUCAAUCCGGUGAAACAAGCUUUCGGUAUGUACACGAUCUUCUGGAUUUACGCAGGUUUCUGCGUGGCUGGAGGAAUUUUCGUGCUUUUAGCGUUACCAGAGACGAAAGGUAAAACCUUCGAUGAAAUCCAAGAUCAAUUCAACAACAUCAAAAUCAAGAAAGUUGAAGAGAAAAAUGGUGACGAGAAGGUUUAA